GAACGCCUCGACCCCACUCGGUUCAUAAUUCUGGUAUCCUCCUAACCCUCGCACACCCGCCCCACCACCGCGCACGUAGAAGGCACUGCCUGUCUCUCACCAUGGCGUUCCUUCGCGGCGUGUCCGAUCGCAUCUGGAACUAUGUGAGCCCUCGCAAGACCCAGCAACGGCGCGACAAGCCCUUCGCCUUCAAAAAGCCUGCAGUCCCCACUCGACCGGCAAAUGCGCCAGCCACCCCGCCAUCGAGAGAGAUGAGUCCAGAGGCGCGUGUCAAGACUUGGGACCCUGAAGCACCAAGCCCUCAAUGCGACAUUGAUGCGACUCUUUUGCCUCCCUCUCCACCCGCCUCAGCCAUGCUUUCGGACGACCUGGAAGGCGAUACGCUGGUACCUCUGUCGCCCAUUGAACCAGGUGAGAAGGCGGAGGAGGGGUCUUCUGCAGAUGAGUGGGAUGCGAACGAGGAGACCAUGGUAGUGGACGACGGAACUUACAUGACCGAGCAAAAGAAGAUCAAUGUCGAAAACGAGCGCAAGAAACGAGAUCACCAGGGCCGUGAAUUGCGCGAUUCUGGCUGGUCCGAGGACGCAGUCUUCCUGUUCCAGAAGCUGGGGAUGCGUGGCUUUGAGCCAUUGCUUCCCAUCUCAUGGAUUCAUGAUUUCGAAACUGUACCCGAAGAUCUGUUUACCGAAAAACUUGACAAGGCCUUCAUCAAGCCUGCGUUUGGCACAGACUACGCCGCACAAUAUGCUCUCGAUAAGCUUUUCGAUCUUGGAGGUUUUGUGCGAGAUGCCUGGCACACGCGAGCAAGACGAACUCCGGCGUUCCAGAUCGGCAAGGCUGUGAAAGCCUACACCAAAUGGGCGAUGAAAGACGGCAAAGUUGGACAGCUCUGGUCUCAGCUUCCAUUGUUCCAGACCGUCACUUUCUCCCGCCAUGUACACCCAAGUGUCGGUGAAGAGAAAAUGCUUGAAAAGCUCGGUCGCCUGCACGAACUAUGGCACGAUGCUUUGAAGAUAGACGAAGCCGAGCAACGCGGGGACUGUGAUAUUCCAGAAGUGCCCACAUUGUAUGGCAUCACGGCAUCGCAUUCCGUAAUGGCAUUCGUCAGCUACACUCCAGCGAAAGAAGAGAGGGACCAACCCCAGCUUCGAUUGAUCGCCAUGUUUGAUUUCAACAAGGAGGGGUAUGAUGUCUGGAACUCCCUUGCCAUUGCCAUUUUUGUCAUUCACUGCAGAAAUAGGAUGAUGCAGCUGAGGGAGUGCGUCCCGGAACCGGAAAUCAUGACUGAGGAAGAUCCCGAUCUCUGAGCUACGAACACGAUAUGAAAACACACAAAAAAACCCGGAAACAAGAAGACAUGAAGAUUGAUACGAAGAGAUGGAACAAAUAAUGAAACAAAUAUGGAUAAUGGAC
This is a messenger RNA of Exserohilum turcica Et28A, 1413 nucleotides long. RefSeq lists its product as uncharacterized. Lineage: Eukaryota; Fungi; Ascomycota; Dothideomycetes; Pleosporales; Pleosporaceae. The transcript is spliced from 2 exons. The record is from RefSeq and is a predicted model, not a curated record. Bases 102 to 1307 code for a protein of 401 amino acids.